AAAACCCCUCGCCGCAGCCCUCAGCAAAGACAGCAACCAGCCGAAAGCCCAGGCACGCCCGCCGCAAAAAGCCGCUUCUCUCCGCGCCUUUCCCAUGUCCCCCUCCACGCCGCCCCCCGCCGCCGCCUCGACUGCCCGCGUCGCGACCCCGGCCAAAACGCUCCUCCGGGCACCUUCAUCCCCGCACCCUUCUCGCUUGCCCCACAUCUCCAUGUCCACCUCUUCUCCCCGCGCCCCACCCCUUGCCGCGGCGGCCGGCGGGAGAGGCGCGGCGGCGGUGGCGCCCUCCCUCCUCGCCGCCGACCCGGGCCACCGCGAGGCCGUCCUGCUCGCCGCGCGCGCCGCCAUGGGGAACUGCCUCGGGGAGACCCGCCUCGACCUCGCCGUCCCGGGGCUCCGCCUCGCCGCCAAGGGCAAGGUGAGGGACGUGUACGAGAGCGGGGAGCACCUGGUGCUGGUGACCACUGACCGGCAGAGCGCGUUCGACCGUGUCCUUGCUUCCAUCCCGUUUAAAGGCCAGGUUCUUAACGAGACAAGCCUUUGGUGGUUCAAUCGAACCCGUCACAUUACUCCAAAUGCAGUAGUGUCUUCUCCUGAUAAGAAUGUGACAAUUGCCAAAAGGUGCACAGUUUUUCCAGUUGAAUUUGUUGUGAGGGGAUUUGUUACAGGAACCACUGAUACAUCUUUGUGGACAGUUUACAAUAAGGGUGUCAGGAACUAUUGUGGAAAUGCUCUUCCUAACGGCAUGGUAAAGAAUCAGAAGCUAUCUGCGAAUAUACUGACACCAACAACUAAAGCUGCAGAUCAUGAUGUCCCUGUCACUCCAGAUGAGAUAAUCAAAUCAGGGCUGAUGUCAAAGGAUGAUUUUGAUGAGGCAGGAAGCAAAGCCUUAAGCUUGUUUGCAUAUGGACAGCAAGUGGCCUUAGAGAAUGGAUUAAUUCUAGUUGACACAAAGUAUGAGUUUGGAAAAACAGCGGAUGGGACAAUCGUGCUGAUUGAUGAGGUUCAUACUCCUGACUCCAGCAGAUAUUGGAUUGCUAAUUCAUAUGAAGAUAGAUUCAAAUCUGGUCUUGAACCUGAAAAUGUUGACAAGGAGUUUUUAAGGCUUUGGUUCAAGGACAACUGCAAUCCAUAUGAAGACAAGGUUCUGCCAGAAGCUCCGGAGGAGCUGGUCUGUGAGCUAGCCUGGCGGUACAUUUUCCUGUUCGAGACAAUCACAAAUGCAAAAUUCGAGAUCCCUGAAACACAGAUGCAGGAACCGAUUCAUGAAAGGAUCUCAAGGAAUGUUGCUCAAGCCUUACGGGACCUGUAAUUGCUGAUGGAGUAUCCCGGAGCAGAUAUUGCUGAUGACAGCAAGAGGUGAAUUUCUGGUACUGAUAUUCCCGCGGUAAUUGUAGCAUGUGCACAUGCCAUAUAUCCUUCCAGUAAAGGUUGCCAUGACGGCUUGAUGAAGCGAAACUAUCCACAUCUUCCGUGAUGUAUUGUGGUAAUAAAUUCUAUCAGGAGCCAGUUGUAUUUAAGUGAGCUACUGCCAUGCUCUGCUGUUUGAUCUGCUUGGAGCAUGACAAGGGAUACUAAAUAGAGAAAUGCAACAAGCAUACUUGAGAGUUGAGACAGGAAGAUGCAGUGUGCAUACCGUUAUUCCUCUAAUUUCCUCGUGUAAGUCAGUGUAACAUUAUCAAAUGGCUGAGUUUGCCAAGUCUUGUCCACACUUUAGAACAUAAUUGUUUAAACAAGAAAACGUCGCAAAUCACAAUCCAAACAGUUUCAGUACUA
Messenger RNA from Setaria italica (foxtail millet), 1776 nucleotides. RefSeq names its product phosphoribosylaminoimidazole-succinocarboxamide synthase, chloroplastic. The record is from RefSeq and is a predicted model, not a curated record. Bases 95 to 1312 code for a protein of 405 amino acids. Gene Ontology annotation, biological process: 'de novo' IMP biosynthetic process. NCBI's taxonomy places the organism in Eukaryota, Viridiplantae, Streptophyta, Magnoliopsida, Poales, Poaceae. Gene Ontology annotation, molecular function: phosphoribosylaminoimidazolesuccinocarboxamide synthase activity. Gene Ontology annotation, cellular component: chloroplast stroma; cytoplasm. The transcript has 12 exons.